CAAGUAAUUCGUCUUGUUCUGUUCGUAUUUAUCAAUUUAUUUGGUUUGGCAAAUGAUUAAUAAUUGUUUACAUUAAAUUUUAAAUUUAGGUACGAAGGAAAUUUAAACAAAUUUUAACCGAAAUUAAUAACACAACAACAUGGUUUCGAGUGAAGAAGAAUCGGAGAUAAAGGCAGGGGACGUUAUUGAUUGGGAUGUCGAUAUGGAGAUACAAUUGUUCUACGCGAUGGCAAACCACAAGCCGGUGGGGAUCAACAAACAUUUCCAAAUGGUUUGCAUUUGGGAGAAGCUAUCGAACUCUAUAACGCGGGAGAUAUCAACGCAGGAUAUAUGGAAACAUUUGAGCACGCUAUAUGACAUGAACAUGCUGGACGAGACAGAACCUAUACCGUUUCCGAAUCACGAAGUACCAUUCAGCUUACCGGAGAGCGAAUUUGGAUCGUUGGUGAAACAAAAGUGUAAGGAUGCAAUUUUAGGUGAUGAUAGUGAAGAUGGCAGGAGUCCUUCCCCAAAGACAGCACCAAGAAGUAAUUCUCGAGGAACAGCUGGAAAAGAUACACCUAAAGGACGUAAAGACAGUAUUAGUGCACUCGCUACUAAAACAAGAAAGGAGAGUGGCAGCUCACAUGCAUCAACGGAUACACCUAGCAUUAAGUCAGAAAAGGAUUAUGACAGAAGACGAGAUUCACGUGAUUCCAAUGCAUCGGGACCUAGAGACAGUUCUACGAGUAGAAAGUCUACAUCACAGAGAGAUAAAUCACAAAAGGCCAAAAUUAGUUCUAUUGCAGACGAAGAUACAAGCACACGACGCGGCAGGCGACGCGCGAAUACAUCCACACCGCCAUCGAGCAUACCAGCGAAGAGACGUCGCAUGUGACACACGCACAAACACUCGUACCACCACUUCUUCUGACACACACACUGGCGCCCCCUACAGGAGUGUGCCUGUAUUCGAGGGCGGGAAAAACGCAACGCUGUCAGAGUUUUUUUUUCUUAAGUGGUUGCGAGUGUGGGCUUAGGCUUUACUGUAAUGUAAUAGAAUUUGUAUAUGUGUAUGAUUAAAUGGUAUUUAAUUAUGUAAA
Colias croceus (clouded yellow) is the source of this 1082-nucleotide messenger RNA. It is a transcript of the gene MrgBP, whose product is annotated as MRG/MORF4L-binding protein. Gene Ontology annotation, biological process: regulation of transcription by RNA polymerase II. The transcript has 5 exons. The record is from RefSeq and is a predicted model, not a curated record. Gene Ontology annotation, cellular component: NuA4 histone acetyltransferase complex; nucleus. Lineage: Eukaryota; Metazoa; Arthropoda; Insecta; Lepidoptera; Pieridae. The coding region runs from base 140 to 877 and encodes 245 amino acids.